Lactuca sativa (garden lettuce) is the source of this 849-nucleotide messenger RNA. The record is from RefSeq and is a predicted model, not a curated record. NCBI's taxonomy places the organism in Eukaryota, Viridiplantae, Streptophyta, Magnoliopsida, Asterales, Asteraceae.
AUGGGUAAACAGAGCAGAAGAAGCCACCCUACACACAUCAAUACUAAGAUAGUGGAAGCACUUGAACUGUUACACAUUGAUUUAUGUGGACCUUCUGCUAUAGAGAGUAUCGGUAGAAGUAAGUACAUUCUAGUAACUGUAGAUGAUUUUUCACGCUUCACUUGGGUUUUCUUUCUUAAGCAGAAAUCAGAUGCUACUCCCAAGCUGAAGGCAUUCAUCAAGCAAAGAGAAGUACAACUAAAGAAGACGGUCUUGGUUCCCAUAUCCAACCUGUUUGAGGAAUACAUUCGGCUAUUCGAUGAACCAGAAAAGGCAAUUCAUUCAGAGGCAACGGCAGCAGAUAACAAACUCGAUAAUCUCAAGAAGGUUGUAGACGAAGCUACUAAAGAGAUGGAAAACGAACCACCAAGUACUAAGUCCUCAACAGGAUCUCCAAACAAAGAUUCAACAUUCCAGGGGGAGAGCACUACCACUUCUAAGACAGCCGAAGUUUCUGUUGAGGGGGAGAAUUCAAGUUCACCCCCUACAUCUACAGGUUCGACUAAUAGGGCAAACAUUGAUCCAAAACAACCAAGUGACAGUCAAAUCGAGGGGGAGAAACCAACUUCCACCAAAAAUGCAGACUCUGAUACUGACAGAGAUUUCACUUCGCCGGUCGAGGGGGAGAAGGAGAAAGAAAGUGAUAGUUCUACUGAUGAAGGUGAGGGUGAUCUGUCAGAUGUUGAUAUGGAAGUAGAAGCUGAAUUGAAUCCAGAAUAUGAUCCAAGCUAUCCUCCAUUAGUAAAAUGGACAAAAGACCAUCCCAAAGAACAAAUUAUUGGUGAAACCUCAGAAAGUGUUCUUACUUGA